This is a messenger RNA of Phyllopteryx taeniolatus (common seadragon), 1592 nucleotides long. RefSeq names its product coiled-coil domain-containing protein 112. The transcript has 14 exons. Lineage: Eukaryota; Metazoa; Chordata; Actinopteri; Syngnathiformes; Syngnathidae. The coding region runs from base 3 to 1442 and encodes 479 amino acids. The record is from RefSeq and is a predicted model, not a curated record.
AUAUGGCAGCCCUAGCAACCGCCCGUCAACAAUCGUCGGGGGAUUCAGAGCCUCCGUCCUCCCCUGCUAACCAGGAUUAUGUGGAUCAGAGAGAGUCCAGACUGAAAGCCGUGGACUUUCUCAAGGAAGCCGAAAGCACCCGGAGACUCAUUGACAAGUUGGAAAAAGACAGGUCACUGAGUGUCCAGUGCAGGAAAAACGGAUGGACGGACGUGGCGACAGCGCUGGACGAGUACGAGAAAACACUGGAGGAACAGAGAAGUGCAGAAAAGAUGCAGCUGCGGAAGCACCUGGCCAAGAUUAAAAAUGGCGUCAGGCAAUUUAAGCAACAGCUGAUAGAUAUGAAACCAACUACAGAACUGAUAGAGAAGCUGAAGCAGAUCAUGUCCGAGGUGGAAAUUACAAUCAACAAUUUGAAAGAAGAGCAGCGCUUUCGCUUUGGAGAGCUGUUGAAGGAGGAGAGGAUGUGCGCACAGGAGAUGGCGGCCUAUGAGAAGAAGGUUGAAAACUGGAGUCUUUCCAGCAAGUCCGAUUGUAAAGUUUCUGCCGUUCCAGCUGUUAAGAGCAAAGCCUUGGACCGAGACCUCCCCUCCGAGGUCCUAGCUCUGGAAGUUUUCCUUCAGAGAACGGGAGGCAUCUGCGGCGGUUGGGAGGAGUUCGAUCACCAGGCCUUCCUCAAGGCCUGGACGAAGCGGGGCGGGCAGGCAGGCUUCAGGAACGAGGCCAAACUGUAUCUGCCCAGUAAAAGUCAGGAGGAGAUAGAGGAACACGAGCGCUGGUACCAGGAGCUGAUCCUCCUGCAGGACGGGAGGAGAGAGGCGAUCCAAAGAUGGAAAAGCGGGAAGCAACUCGAACGCCAAAGGCGCAUACAGAAGCAGGCGGAAGCGGUGGAAGCUGAGAGGAGGAAGAAAGACUCAAAGUUCCAGCAGAACAAUGAGGAGGAGAAGAAGCGGUUGACUCAGCGGCUGGAGGCGUGGAAGGAGGUCAAGAGAAGGAAAGAGGAGCGGGCGGAGGAGCAGAGACGAGCCGGGGCGAGCCACAAGGACCGAAGGUCAAAUGAGCGUCGCCUGCGACGGGAGGCCGAGCCGAGUGCCGGGAAGGAACUGCAAGGGAGCGGAGGGGAGGAGCAGCGUGACAGGAAGACGAGGAGGAGAAAGGAGGCAACAAAAGCCAUCAAAUACUUGAUUACAAGGGACCUUGAGCGAGUGCAGGCCAAGCGUCAGGAGAAGCUGCUGAUGCAAAAAGAGGACCAAGAGCGUCGGGAGAGGAUCAUGGCUAAGCUGAAGGAGAAAGUGGACGGUCACAUUGUCCGAGACCCAUCUAGGCUGACGCGGCCCACCAAGGGAUGGGAGGAGCGCAUGAAGAGCGUGGGACCUUCAGGGGUUGGACCGCUGCUUCACAUGUCUCACAGAGCUGUUCCCAGCUGGAGACUGGGGCUGUGAAGACGUGCAAGCAUUCACAGUUUUCACAGCAAACGAAUUGGGCUUUUUUUCUACGUUAUUCCAAAUGUUGCUUUGGUGUUAUACAGUCUAAUUGUUAUGAAUAAACUGAAUUGUUUUUGUGCCACUGCUGAAUCAAAUUACCCAGUGCCG